AUGCCAGAAUUUGAAUUGGCAGAUUACAAAAUCCUAGAGAAGAUAGGGGAAGGUUCAUUCUCUGAAGUUUAUCAGAUAAGACAACGGCGCACCGGAUUGCAUUACGCGGCGAAAAAACUCAACAAAUUGUACAAAACCUCAGCUGAGGCCUUAGAAUGUUCCGAAAUCCAGGUCAUGAAAGUCUUAGAUUAUCACCCAAAUGUGGUCAGCUUUGUGGACAUUCUUCAUGAUGAAAUUAACGGUACAUUAACCCUCAUAAUGGAACUGAUGGACAUGAGCAUGUACGACUACAUCAAGAAUCGUAAAAGAUGUCUAUCGGAAAAACGUGUGAAGCGGUUUCUGUACCAAAUCGUCUGCGGGCUCAAUCAUCUGCAUCGAAAUGGAAUUUUCCACAGAGACAUCAAACCGGAAAAUAUACUUAUUAAGAUACCUCGUAAGCUCAAAGAAAAUGAAUUGGUCCAGCUGGCUGAUUUCGGUUCAAUCUGCCAUACCAGCGUUCAACCGCCUUAUUCUUCGUACAUAUCUACCCGGUGGUAUCGUUCACCGGAAUGUCUACUCACUUCCGGUUAUUACGGGCCAAAGAUGGACAUCUGGGCAGUGGGUUGCUGUUUCUACGAAAUGCUGACACUGAAUCCAUUGUUUCCCGGCGAAAACGAACUGGACCAGUUGCAUCUAAUUCACGAGAUUCUGGGCUCACCUUCACCGACCAUGCUGGCAAAGUUUCGAAAUUUAAACCAAUUGAACUAUGACUUUCCCAAGCGUAAAGCAACGGGCUUGCGCAGUAUGGUUCCUUUGCUCAGCCACUAUGGUGUCGAUGUGUUGAACCGCACGUUAACUUACGCACCGGAAACACGGAUAAGCGCUGCAAAACUUCUGCAACAUUUGUACUUCGAAGAUCAGUGCAAAACCAAAAGGACAUCACGCUUAUCUUCGUCGAUGCACAGCUUGGACGAAGUGGGUGAUGGUAUCAGCGUAAAUAACAGUCUCAAAUCAUCAUCCGGGCGACGAAAAGGUACCAAAGGGUCCAACGGUAGCACCGAAUCGCUUGAUCGAUCAAUUCGAAGCGGAUUCAAGGCUUAUCAUGGCUCAACAGCCAGUUCAAAGUGUAAACUUUCAGUAGAAAUGACUAAAAACAAAAACUUAGAACGAAUGUGGGGCAUGAAUCCAGGUCCUGGCAAGUCUCGUUUGGUUCAACAAAUUUAUACCGCCAGAAGUAGCGAGCCCACACGAAUUUGAAAGCAACUUUACUCUACGCAGGAUCUAUUUUUUUGCAAGUGACAAGUAACAAGUUCUAUAUUUUAUAUCUAAAAAAAUAUUUAUUCUUUUUUGCGUCUAACAACUGUGAAUCGUUUUGUUUCUUAGAAUUUACAUGGUAUAGUAGUAAAAUAACCCAAAUAGAAAAUUUAAUAACGAAUCAACAACUAAAAUCAAUACGGUUUUCCACGCUUAGCGCUGACUUAGUUGAAUGACGAGGUUAAUCCUUACGAUAAAACUGAUUUAAUCUAUAAUCAGGUACACGAUAUGGAUACAUACUAUACGUUAGACACAUCGAUUUGUGCACCAAAUUAUAGAUAAUUUCUACCGUUGAGCAAUGACCAGAGAAUGCUAAAACGAUUUUAAAAGGAUGAUCAAAUAAUAUUAACUUAUUACAAUUAAGCACGA
Molecule: messenger RNA, 1662 nt
Organism: Uranotaenia lowii
Lineage: Eukaryota; Metazoa; Arthropoda; Insecta; Diptera; Culicidae
Product: MAPK/MAK/MRK overlapping kinase-like
Exons: 5
Coding region: 1-1236 (411 amino acids)
Biological process (GO): protein phosphorylation; intracellular signal transduction
Cellular component (GO): nucleus; cytoplasm
Molecular function (GO): ATP binding; protein serine/threonine kinase activity
Source: RefSeq, a predicted model, not a curated record